This is a messenger RNA of Cylicostephanus goldi, 891 nucleotides long. Lineage: Eukaryota; Metazoa; Nematoda; Chromadorea; Rhabditida; Strongylidae. The record is from the annotation of a GenBank genome assembly.
UCACUAAAAUUAUUGUUUGAGGAACGAGAAAGAAAGGAAAAAGAAGCAGCGAAGAAAGCAGCAGCCGCACAGCGACGGCGUUUCAAGAAGCUGGCUGAAUCCGCUGGCCACUGGACUGAUGAUCCCAGAAAGAAACUCGCUGAGAUGGAACGACUUUGCUUAUCUUUGCCCGUAGAAGCUAUGUCAUCUCUUUGCGAUAGUAUCGAGAAGUUGUCGGUUCGCGAAGAAAUACUUGCCACGAUCUCCGAAGCAGAGGCUGCUAGGAAAAAUGAUGCUGAAGCUAAGGUUGACGCAAAGGGUGCGGAUAAACAUAAAGAGGAGAAAGCAGCGGUUUGUUUGCCAGUGACUGUGUUAUGCUUUGCGUUCUUUGAGGCUUCGAAUACGUACCCUGCUGGAACUGUUGAUAGAUGGAAUGUGAUAGCCGAUUACAUCAAUGAGCAUCGCAAAGACAAGUCCAUGCCUCCGAAAAAUGAGAAGCAAGUGAUUAAGCAGUGCAAAGCGGUGCAGUCUAUGAACGUGAAGUUACCGGCAACCACACAAAAUACGCUAGGAGCAUCGCUUCCAGAUGAGGAUACCUGGACAGUAUCAGAACAGAAGCUUCUCGAACAAGCAAUCAAAACCUAUCCUGCCUCGGAUCCUGAGCGGUGGGAGAAGGUAAAUUCCGAGGUGUUUUAUUGGUUUAGUACAGGUCGGAUAGGGCGGCCUUUUUACUUGGUACUUCCUAUGUCUGGCCAUCCAUUAAGAUUGCGGAACAUAGCAGUAUAUUACUGUUCUAACUCUUCAUUUCUGCAGAUAUCGACUGCAGUGGGAACGAAAACAAAGAAGGCAUGCAUCCGUCGCUUCAAAUAUCUCGUGCAGUUAGUGAAAAGCAAAAAGGAAGAAGGAUCUUGA